AUGGCGACAAGCCGUCUCCCUCUGCUACCCUUCCCUCGUCAAAUCCUCCGGCUCCGCCGUCUCCCUCUGCUACCCUUCCCUCCCCCACACCUCCGAUUAUGUUUCCCAGAUCUUCACCCUCGGAUCUUCACCCCAGAUCUCACCCUCACCUCCGAUUCCGCGAAUCGGGUACAGGAGAAACAUUCAAGGGCAGGGCAGGAAGAGCGUCUCUUCAUCAACCUCGACUUCUUCUUCUUCAAGGUCGUCUUCGAGAAAGAAGAGCCUUUCCGGGUGGUUGGCGGUGGUGAAAUCAUCGUUCGAUCCACAGACGGAUUUCAGGGAGUCGAUGGUGGAGAUGAUCGUGGAGAACAAGCUCAGCGCCUCCAAAGAUUUGGAAGACUUAUCGGGGAUGCAGAGGGCUGGAGGCGGCUGGGGAUUUGCGGGAUGGGGGCUGCUAGGGUUGGGGAUGGGGUGUUUUAUUUUGGCUUGUCGGUUAGCGUCGGAAGGAUCGAUGGAGCUAUUGAUGGGAUUUGCGACGUUCUAAAUGGUGUUAGGAUCGUGGGUUUGGCCUUCAAACGGCAUAAUCUCGUGCUGGAAAUACAGCUCCUUCCAGACUUACAAAAUGCCAGCAUUCGACAACCUAGAGCUAAGAUUCUCGAGCAAGAUGAACAAACCAUGCCUGCGGUGGCUUUAGUCAGUGCUCCGACUCUUCUUCGGAUGCCUGAUGUGCUUCAUCACGGUGGCUCUCCCAUUCCUGCCAAGCUUUGCCGGACUGGUAGGAGGGAUCGUCCUGCCGAUCACCUUGGCAUAUCCAUGUUUCAUGUGGAUUUUGAUGAUACAGUGGGAGCUGAUGGCUGA
Messenger RNA from Linum tenue, 837 nucleotides. The record is from the annotation of a GenBank genome assembly. NCBI's taxonomy places the organism in Eukaryota, Viridiplantae, Streptophyta, Magnoliopsida, Malpighiales, Linaceae.